This is a messenger RNA of Oncorhynchus masou masou (cherry salmon), 1157 nucleotides long. Its product is annotated as homeobox protein vex1-like. Bases 303 to 1157 code for a protein of 284 amino acids. The transcript has 3 exons. The record is from RefSeq and is a predicted model, not a curated record. Lineage: Eukaryota; Metazoa; Chordata; Actinopteri; Salmoniformes; Salmonidae. Gene Ontology annotation, molecular function: DNA binding.
AGGGAGGGAAGGAUGUGUCCUUUGAUCCUGGGCUGAGUGAGUUGUAAACUGAGGAGGUAUGCCCUGCAUAUAUACUGCCUCUACUCAGAUCAUUACUCCAUUUAUCAGGACAAUGACCCACUGAGAGAGAAGAACACACUCACACAACCUCUUCCCUAAACUUACCCAGCUCUGAGAACUGUCUGCAUUUCUGGAACCUGAAGGAUAAGAUACAUUAGAUUCUAUCCAUCCAAAAGGACAAGUUUCUCCACCCCAACAACUGGAUUUUGGUUAAUUUUGUUGGAUAUUUCCAUCAUCCAAACAUGAGGGGACAUUUCUCCAUUGAGUGGCUGGCCCAGAGUAGUCGGGCAUCGGGCAGCACGAGCCCCUCACCUCCCUCCUCUUCCUGGACAUCCGUUGCGGCUGGACCCACCAGCACCUCUGGGACCCACCCUGAAAGCUUGCCUGGGUUCUACUGCCGACCGAGACCUAAGAAUAAAGAGAACCAGACAGAGAACAAGGUGAGGAGAGGACAUGGGCUGAUCCUACGCAGCAAUCCCAGCCUGGCAGGCUCUGAGACAGCUAAGAGGAGUAGCCCCCUCCACCACAAGCACCAAGUAGUGGCUGAGACUGGCUUCAUUAGUGGAACAGAGGGGGAAACGUCAGGGUACGAGAGUGAGGGCGGGCGCUCCCUCUCCCCAACCACCACCCUGGAUGUCUCCUCUUCGCCCCCUACGGGGAGGCGGCCACGUACAGCCUACACAGCGGAGCAGAUCAACAGUCUGGAGAGGGCAUUCAAGAGGAACGCUUACCUGGGAACUCGGGACAAGGUUGAGCUCUGCAAGAAACUCGACCUCUCAGACAAACAGAUCCGUAACUGGUUCCAGAACAGGCGUAUGAGGAUGAAGAGGAUGGUCCAGGACGCUCUUGCCCAAGCGUGCCAGGCUAAAGUAGCCUCUCACCUGCUGCACUACCCCGAGCUACAUGCCUACCACCCCCAUCAUGCAGGAGCAGAGGGGGGCACUGCCACCCCAUACCUCCACCCACACUACAGCUCAUCCACAGCCAGCCCAGCCCUACCCAGCCUCCCCCUGGACUCUUUCUACCAGUACUCAAGCCUACCAGGCCUGGUGAUGCCCACUACUGGGUCCUACCAGCCGUACACUCACCAGUAUUAA